AUGUUACUGAUGCUAUUUACGUUCAUCGCGUUCUUUGCUGCUGCGUCACCACGACUCUCAGAUGACGUACAUUGUGAUCUGGAGUACACUGCGCUCAAGAAAAACAUUCGCGAACUUGAAAACAAGCUCUUGAUCGGUGCGUGGAGACUGACGCAUCUGCGCGCACAUAGACACUUCAAGACACCUUCUGGAACACAGCCGAUCACGAAACCAAACGUGACGGACAAUGAACACGAGACUGAAAACUUACCGAAGUUACCAACCACCGCUGGGAGCAUUAUCGUCUAUGACAGAGAUUGUUCACAGCUGUUCGACAGACUAAGGCCUGUGAGUGGAUUUUACCGAAUUAAACCGAAACCAUCGGUCGAACCGUUUCUUGUGUACUGCGACAUGGAGGACGGAGGUGGCUGGACAGUCAUCCAGAAGAGGCGCAAUGGGAGAGUAGAUUUCAACAGAGAGUGGGCAGAUUAUAAGGAUGGAUUUGGCAAUUUCAAACUAAGAAAUGAUGAAUUCUGGCUGGGAAAUGACCACAUCCACUCGCUACUUGGAGAUGAGAACCUGAUGAAGAUCGAUCUGAUGGAUUGGAAUGGAGACAACACAUUUGCUCUGUAUGAGAAUUUUAGAAUAUCAGAUGAGAAGGAUAAAUACAGGCUGCACUUUGGCCUGUACAGUGGUAAGGCAGGAGACGCCCUUUCUGGAGGUGCUGGGAUGGUGCAGCAGUGGUCAGCUUCCCACAGCGGCAUGCAGUUCAGUACUAAAGACCAAGACAAUGACCGUUAUCUCCAGGGUAGCUGUGCUUCAGAGAACAAUGGAGGCUGGUGGUUUAACAGGUGUCAUGCUGCCAACCUGAAUGGGAAGUUUUACAGAAAAGGAGAGUACAAAGCCAAGUCUGACAACGGUGUGGUGUGGGCAACCUGGAAGGGUUUUUGGUACUCUUUGCGACACACUACCAUGAAGGUCAGACCCAGGCUCUUCUUGGACAGCCUGGGGAGCGGAGCUGGACCCGAAGAGUAG
Molecule: messenger RNA, 1014 nt
Organism: Chanos chanos (milkfish)
Lineage: Eukaryota; Metazoa; Chordata; Actinopteri; Gonorynchiformes; Chanidae
Gene: fgl1b
Product: fibrinogen like 1B
Exons: 7
Coding region: 1-1014 (337 amino acids)
Biological process (GO): platelet aggregation; fibrinolysis; blood coagulation, common pathway
Cellular component (GO): fibrinogen complex
Molecular function (GO): extracellular matrix structural constituent; protein-macromolecule adaptor activity
Source: RefSeq, a predicted model, not a curated record